This is a messenger RNA of Penaeus monodon (black tiger shrimp), 582 nucleotides long. Its product is annotated as PI-actitoxin-Avd5a-like. The coding region runs from base 67 to 306 and encodes 79 amino acids. The record is from RefSeq and is a predicted model, not a curated record. Gene Ontology annotation, molecular function: protein binding. Gene Ontology annotation, biological process: cell differentiation; multicellular organism development. NCBI's taxonomy places the organism in Eukaryota, Metazoa, Arthropoda, Malacostraca, Decapoda, Penaeidae. The transcript has 4 exons.
GUCUUUGCCUUUAGUUUCCCACGAGCUUUCCGUGUAACCAAAGGGACACGAUCGAGGCACUGAAAAAUGAAGCAGACUGUUUUCCACGCAGUGUGUUUGGCGCUGUUGGUGGCUACCACGGCCAUGAGGACGCGAGAUUGUCCCCUGGCCUGCACCAGGAGAUGCCAGCCCGUGUGUGGGACAGACGGCAAGACGUACAAUAACCCUUGUCUCCUCGAAAGGUCGAAAUGCAGGCAGAAAAUGUAUGUUGAAAUCGCACAUAAUGGUGCUUGUGAAGGAACCACACCUUCCUGCAGAUGGAGAUGAAGAUAAAAUGGAAGAACUGCGGUCUUUAAGAUUUGUCGAUAUAAGUUAAGAAUAUAUUGCAGUUCGUGGAUCUUUUUUUUUUCUUUCUUAUUUAAGAUCAGAGGCGAAGAUACACAUGACAGGUCGGUUAUUACUAAUGACAGGCUGUUUGGUGGUUGAUGAUGAUUAUUUGACGGUUGACAGGUUUUUGAUAGUUGCCAGUCAUCACCAAACUCUCAAGCGCAUCCUCGCCUUGGUAAAAAAUAUUUAUAUAAAAAAUAAAAAUAAGGAUAAAAA